AUGGUCUACGAACUUGGACGUCGUCCGCAAGCUAUCAAAAUGAGAAUUCCGAGCGGUGCUCCGCAGACAUUCAGCCUUCGAAUACGACAACGCUUUCCGUCGUUGUCGAGAAUCUCGAGACCGUCAGUGGGUACAAUUGGUGUGGCGAUUACUCUGGCGUUAACUUCGGCCGCUGUAUUUGGUGUCUGUGUAUAUCCAUACAUCAGAAAAGAUUACUACCAAGAUGCGCAAAAGCAUGAUCGUGCUUUUCUCAAAGCCGAUCGUGAAGAACUGGCUCAUGGACAGAGGCCAUGGUCGAAUCCUUUCGAACGAAAAUGA
Messenger RNA from Anisakis simplex (herring worm), 318 nucleotides. Lineage: Eukaryota; Metazoa; Nematoda; Chromadorea; Rhabditida; Anisakidae. The record is from the annotation of a GenBank genome assembly.